Messenger RNA from Ixodes scapularis (black-legged tick), 336 nucleotides. RefSeq lists its product as uncharacterized. The coding region runs from base 1 to 336 and encodes 111 amino acids. The transcript has 4 exons. Lineage: Eukaryota; Metazoa; Arthropoda; Arachnida; Ixodida; Ixodidae. The record is from RefSeq and is a predicted model, not a curated record.
AUGUCUAUCUUCAUGAUCAUAAUGGGUCUAGUGACAUUUAUUCACGAUGCGGAAUCAAUGCGUGGGAACUGGUAUCUCAAUGAAAAUCUGACCCACAUUCCAAAGGAAUGUAAAAAAGAUCUUGAAAAUCAAUUUCACAAAGAGUGCGGAAAGGUUGGUGGCGAGUUCAAAAAGUUUGAGGUUUGCAAAAUCCAAUGUAUGGUAACCAUUGACAAUUUUGUUAAAAAUCAGUACGUAACGUUGAAGGAUGGCCUACCUUGUGGACGAUAUGGUGAGACAUGCAGAGCUGGACUAUGCCGUGGUCCAUGUGACGUGCAGUUCUUUAACCAAGUUUAA